AUGGCAUUCCUUCUUUCAUGGAGAUACGUCUACUUCCUCACGAUCGGGCUCCGAUUCCUCGUGGCCCUUUCGGACUCCUACAUCCAUCCAGAUGAGCAUUUCCAGAGCUUGGAGGUCGUUCUGGCCUGGUUGGGCUACAAUGUCAAUGCACCAUGGGAGUUCACUUCGCCCAGUCCAGCUCGAAGCUACGCUCCAUUGGUUUUGUUCUUCUGGCCAAUUAUGAAAACAGCGGACUAUUUCGGCUUUCAGCCGCUCCAGAUAUGGUACAUCUGCCGCUUGGUGCUCAUGGUGUUGUCGUGGAUGGUUACAGACUGGUGUCUUCACAAGAUGCUUCCGACCAAGCAGGAGCGGAUCAAGGCUAUAUACUUUACGCUGACUCUGUACGUGACGUUGGUGUAUCAGAGUCACUGCUUUUCGAACUCUGUGGAGACGGUUUUGGUGGUGGCUGCCGUUUACAUCAUCAACGAGUUGAGGUUCAUACUGGGCCAGGAUGCAUCACAACAGAGAACUGGCGAUUUGGUGAAAUUGGCAGGCACGCUCGGCUUUUUGGUCGCUUUUGGAACUUUUAACAGAAUCACGUUUCCGUGCUUUUUCGUGUUGCCUGGUUACUACUUGGCCGGAGCUUUUUGGAAAUGGAAAACGCUUCCUUUAGUCGCUGCUGCCACUUUCGCUGUUACGUCAGCUACCUGUAUUAUUCUUGAUACAGCUAUAUUUCAGGGACUUUCCUUUUCAGAGCUUCUCCAGCACCCCUGGUCCCACGGCCUGUGGGUCAUUACCCCAUUGAACAGUCUCUUGUACAACACCAACACACUCAAUUUGGCAAAACACGGAAUCCAUCCAUGGUACACACACAUUCUUGCCAAUUUGCCACAGCUUUUUGGCCCCGGCUUGUUGCUUUUAUUCUUUCGCUUCAGAAACAGAUACUGGAAAACGACGCCAUUUUUGAGUGCAGCCAGUGGGAUCCUAUUUCUUUCGUUGGUUCCUCAUCAAGAGUUGCGUUUUUUGACUCCUAUCGUGCCGCUUUUAUGCUGCUGUUUCGAUUUGAGUCUUGGGUACGACGGUGAUGCUAAAGAAGCUUCCAAGUUAUCUUCCAUUAUCAUGGGUUUAUGGUUCGCUUUCAACAUCUUGAUGGGUGUAUUGAUGGGAAUCUUCCACCAAGGUGGAGUUGUGCCAGCUUUGGAUUACCUACAAACACUGCAUCUACAGGGAGUCACCCAGGUGUGGUGGAGAACUUACUCUCCCCCUACAUGGAUGCUAGCAGACAAGCAACAUCAGUAUCAAUUCAUCAGCCUUCAUGGCGAGUAUCACGGUUUUGAGCUCGACGACACCAAGACCAACUAUGUAAUCGACGCCAUGGGCUCUGAUAUUAGGGUUGUUGACGCACUCAUCAAAAACUUAGACACCAAAGUGCUUUUGGUGACGCCGAUCGCUUCCUUUUCCACACACUUCGACGUCACUCAUUUUAACAAGACGUGGAGCACACCCUUCCAUUUGGACCUAGACCACCUCGAUUGGAGCGAUCCACGGACCUUGCAACCAGGAUUGGCCGUCUAUGAGCUAAUCUAA
Candidozyma duobushaemuli is the source of this 1566-nucleotide messenger RNA. It is a transcript of the gene SMP3, whose product is annotated as glycosylphosphatidylinositol-alpha 1,2 mannosyltransferase. Bases 1 to 1566 code for a protein of 521 amino acids. Gene Ontology annotation, biological process: GPI anchor biosynthetic process. The transcript has a single exon. Lineage: Eukaryota; Fungi; Ascomycota; Pichiomycetes; Serinales; Metschnikowiaceae. The record is from RefSeq and is a predicted model, not a curated record. Gene Ontology annotation, cellular component: endoplasmic reticulum membrane. Gene Ontology annotation, molecular function: alpha-1,2-mannosyltransferase activity.